AUGGCGCCCACUACGGAAUGAAAAAAAACUGCCAACUCUUCUUUCAAAUAACGAAUAAAAUAUUGCACGGAUUUUUUUUUAUUGCGGACUCAUCCAAACAGCUCUCACUAACGGAAUUAACCAAACUACCAACAGCUCUGUGUCCGAAAUAAGGAUGUUCACAACGUAAACAAAAGCGCUGCGCCUCGCCUCCAUACUUCAUCGAUUUAUCUGCGCUCUGCAUUCAGGCUGCUAAAAUGGCGAUGGAAGAAGUGUCGCCGUUGUGAUAAACCUAACUGAGAAAACAACGAACUCAACCAUGUCGCCUGCUGUGAAAGCGACGUCCUUGUGAUUAACCCAAACGAAAACAAGAAGACAUUUUACACACGUUUCACACGUGGAAAUACGGUGUUUAUGGAUGUGUGAAACCUCGCAUUCAGGAUGCCUAAACAACGUAAAGAUCAUCGAUCGGACGCGGCUCGUUUGCGCAUGCCCAAUCGAUUGCUCUGCAGCUCGUCACUCCUGGAACUAAAGAUGGCGCCUACUAUAGAAGAAGUGCCGCUGUUGUUAUCCGUGUAAAUGCGACAGAAACGAAGCCAAAUAGUGCGGUUUCGUGGCUUUGAAGGCUUGUGGCCAGCGGGGAGAUGUGUGAGAGCUAUGCGCGCUCGCUGAUGCGGGUGGCGGUGGCGCAGCUGUGCCAGGCGCUGGGCUGGGACGCGGUGCAGCUCUCCGCCUGCGAGCUGCUCUCCGACGUGCUGGAACGCUACCUGCAGCAGCUAGCCCGAGGCUGCCACCGCUACUCCGAGCUGUACGGGCGGACAGACCCUGGGCUGAGUGACCUUGAGCAGGCCUUUGGGCUGAUGGGGGUGAGCGUCGCGGAGCUUGAAGACUACAUUAACAACUUGGAGCCAGUGGGGUUCUUCCACUCCAUCCCCCAGUUCCCCAUCAGCAAGAGCAGCGUGCUGCAGUUCCCCACCUCCAGCUUCGACACAGAUGUCCGCAACGCCCUGCGUGGAGACAAGAGGGACUACAUCCCAGAAUACCUCCCUCCCCUCGCCCCACUACACCAAGAUGAAGAGGAGGAGGAGCAGGUCCCUGCAGACAUGGGCACGUCGGCCGAGGCCAUGCAGGUGUCUCUUGGCGAGGAAGAGGAGGGUGAGGAUGAAGAAAACGAUGAGAACUGGCUUGGCCCACGUGUGUCAGAUAGCCCCAGACCCGAAGGUCUUUUACCUGCUGCGAAGCGACCACGCCUGGGAACCAAACCAGGAAGCAGCCCCGAAUGGAGCUUUGAGCCUCGCGAACCUCUUAGUUCACUCAACGCCCAGCACAUGGCACGCUCCCCUUCCCCUUCACUGCCCCUCGAAAUGGUUCGUCCCUCUCCGUUGACUCCAACUCCAGGGCAAAAACCCAAAGUCUCCUCCCUUUCUCCUGCUCGCCAGAAGAAUAAAUCACCCAAAAGAGUGAUUGGUGCCACCCCUUCUGCCAUAUCUGCCCGUCCUUCUUCAGUAACACCACCCAAAAGUGCGCAGAAGGCAGGGAAAAGGUCGCCUGGGAGACCCCGAAGCCCUCGUAGCCCUCGGCCAGGGCCCACGCAGUUAGGACGUGGGUGGUUGAUCCCUAACACAGAUGAGGUUUCGCAGGACGGCGAGCUCAAAGACGAGGCCAUUGAGGACUCCAUUGCAGCGGUUAUAGCCAGGGCGUGUGCAGGCGGAGUGGGUGUGGCCGACCCGUUCGCAUAUGACUCGGACUCAGACAGCGAGGGGUUUCCAAAGAGCCCGCCCAAACAUAUGCCCAAACACACACUCCCCCAACCAAAACUCACACCUGUCCUUGGUGUAAAACACCCACCCUUGAUGACGCCAACGUUGCUCUCAGCCGGCCCAAACCGCUGGACCAUGGAUGACUCCAUAGAUGAGGUCAUCCGAAAGGCCAACCAGGGACAGGGUCUGCCUUGUCAAUCACCACCAGAGCCCCCCUACUUCUCCACCCCGUCCGACUCUCCGCCCACCCCGCCACCUCCAACUCUCAACCCCCCACAGGAGCGAAAAGAUCCCGUGGCCUCGUCUCUCCUAAAGAAAAAACUCAAAAAAGAUAUCAAAACUAAGCUGAAAAAGAAGGACCGAGAGCGGCUAAAGGAGAAGGGAAAAGACAAAAGCAAGAAUAAAGAGAAAAACAAGGAGAAGAAGAGAGAGAAGGAUCGAGGCCAGGGGGAGGACGGAAAGACUCCUUGGACAGAGUUAUCGCUCGGAACAGAGGAGAGGAGAGACGGUGCUGGAGGGAAGAAGGAGAAGGACAAGCACAAGGACAAGAAGAAAGAUAAAGAGAAGAGCAAGAAGGACAAAGAGAAACGAGACAAGGGCAAGGAGAGAGGUGGGAAGGAGGAGAAGAGGCUGUCGCUUGCAGCCAAGGAAAGUGCCUCUGCUUCACUACCUCUCUUCAGCCCUUCUUCCUGCCUGCGUGUCCCCUCGAUGCUUCCCCCACUGCAACCCAUCCUCCCUGAAACACUGUUCCACCCCAAAGAGACCAAGAGCAAGGAGAAGGACAAGAAGAAAGACAAAAAGGAGAAAAAGAAGAAGAAAGACAAGGAGAAGGAACGAGACAAGGACAGGGAGCGGGAGAGGCCCAGGGAGAAGGAGGAGAAGAAGAAGGAGAAAGAGAAAGAGAAGAAAGAAAAAGUCAAAGAAAAAGAGAAGCCCAAAGUGGAGAAGCCUGGUUUAAUGGUUGAAGCCCCCGUGGUUCCUCAGUCUCCCGUCAUACCCAGACUAAAGCUGAAAGUUGGAGCCGGACAGGACAAAAUCGUCAUCAGUAAGGUAACCCCUGACCUGGAACCUACUCCACCACCUCCUCGGACGCCGGUGUCGCGCUCCGGUCCCGGUGCUCGGAUGCGUUCUCCUCCUGCCCUUCCUCCCCCUGUCCCACCUCCAGUCGUCCCCGCACCUCUCCCACCACCUGUGUUGGUGCCACCUCCUCCGCCUCCGGUGUUUCAGGCCCCAGCCAGCCAGGCUAAAGCUCGUGGCUGCAGCGUCGUCACGGAGACGGUCAGCGCUUACGUGAUUCGUGACGAGUGGGGUAAUAAGAUCUGGAUCUGCCCUGGCUGUAAUAAACCUGAUGAUGGCAGUCCCAUGAUCGGCUGUGAUGAGUGCGAUGACUGGUAUCACUGGCCCUGUGUAGGAAUCAUAGCUGCUCCCCCAGAGGAUCAGCCCUGGUACUGUGUGAAGUGUUCUGGCAAGAAAAAAGACAAAAAAACAAAAAAGAGGAAACGUAAAGCGCACUGAUCGUCUCACUCUCGUGCUCUCUCUCCUUGCCUUUCUGUUCACAUCACGCUUUAUUUCAGUUCCAUCUCUCUCCCUCCUGUGGUCUCGAUUUGGACGUUUUUCCUCCUCUCUUCCUUUUAAUCAAAGUCUCUGUAGUCAUUUAUGUAUUUUUUAAAAUGAAAUUUUCAAAAAGGCUAUAUGUUAAUUUUUUUAUGUCAAUCACCCUAUGAUACGUGUAUUUGAUCUUUGUACGGAAGCCAACGACUAUUCAGUAGGUGUGUGUGUGUGUGUGUGUGUGUGUGUGUGUGCGCGCGUUGAGGUUAUACAUCCUCAUCCAAGUUUGUUCAGCCGUGCGCUGACUCAUCGGGAUCACAUCACUGAAAAAAGGAAGACAAAAAAAAUACGUCUGUACAUUAGUCAGCCUUUUUAAAUAUUGUUCUGAUUUAUUUAGACUGGAAGUGCAGUUUCCUUUUAUUAUGGAUUCAAUUAAAAGCUGUUUUUUCCACA
Messenger RNA from Ictalurus punctatus (channel catfish), 3740 nucleotides. It is a transcript of the gene taf3, whose product is annotated as TAF3 RNA polymerase II, TATA box binding protein (TBP)-associated facto. The record is from RefSeq and is a predicted model, not a curated record. Gene Ontology annotation, molecular function: protein heterodimerization activity. The coding region runs from base 624 to 3254 and encodes 876 amino acids. The transcript has 8 exons. Lineage: Eukaryota; Metazoa; Chordata; Actinopteri; Siluriformes; Ictaluridae. Gene Ontology annotation, cellular component: transcription factor TFIID complex.